This is a messenger RNA of Colius striatus (speckled mousebird), 3836 nucleotides long. It is a transcript of the gene HHAT, whose product is annotated as hedgehog acyltransferase. Gene Ontology annotation, biological process: protein palmitoylation. Lineage: Eukaryota; Metazoa; Chordata; Aves; Coliiformes; Coliidae. The transcript has 12 exons. The coding region runs from base 187 to 1674 and encodes 495 amino acids. Gene Ontology annotation, molecular function: palmitoyltransferase activity. The record is from RefSeq and is a predicted model, not a curated record. Gene Ontology annotation, cellular component: endoplasmic reticulum.
GGCGGGUGGCCGCAGCACGCAAGGGAGAGGGGGAGCGGGGACGGACGUUCGGUUGGAGGCUGGGCGCGAAGCUGCCCCUCGCCUCCGCCCGCCUGGGGUCGCGGCUGCUGCUCCUCCCGCUCCCGGCGGCCGAGCCCUCCUCAGGGAGGCGGCCGGCGGGGUGUGCGGGGAGUAGCUGCCGUGCCGAUGCUGCUGCCGGCCUGGGAAAUGCUUUUCUACGGGCUCCUCACCGUGGGCUCUCACCUCUACGCUUUCUAUGAAGCGCACCAAGUGUCUCGAAAGUAUGAAGCUGCAAUGGACAGAAGAUUUGGUCUGGAACCUGGAACUCUCUUUCAAGGUCUCAAAAAGGACCCCAUGGACUUUGAGUGGAGCUACUGGAUCGAAUGGGGAAGGGAACGUAUACUGUGGCUUCUGGCUGGUCACCUGCUGGUAUCACAAGUGUCCAGGCUGUUGGUGGAGAAGUAUAAGCCGUGGUGCUUGAUGGUUUAUGGAAUGGCUGCCUGCUGGUUGUUAUUGGGAGUCAAGGGCUUUGCUGUCGUUUUGUUACAUGCAACUAUUUCGUUUGCUGUGGCUCAGUUUCAGCUGUCACUCCUGACAUGGCUGUGCUCCCUUAUCCUGCUAUCCACUUUACGCAUACCAGCUGUAGAAGAGGCCAAGAGAAAGUGGUAUGACACUGAAAAUGAAUAUUAUCUACUGCUCUUCACCGUAUCUGUCCGCUGCCUCUUCUGCACUAGCUUCAGCCUGGAGUACUGCUGGCAUGGACCUGCCCAGAAGUCAUCCCACUCGUUCCUUUGGAUGCUGGCAUAUGUGUUUUAUUAUCCCACGUUCCACAACGGACCUCUCAUGAAUUUUGAUGACUUCAGUAAGCAGAUGAGAAAACAAGAAGCCUUCAGUUUGAAGACCAAUCUCAGCAUCUUAAUCUUGGGCAUAAUUCGUAUUUUCUUUUGGUGGUACUUGGCUGAGCUGAUGAUUCACCUCAUGUAUAUCCAUGCACUCUACAGCAGUGCCACACCUUUGGAAGCUGCAUCAUACUGGGCCUUAGGUGGCCUGGCUUUAGCUCAAGUACUCUUUUUUUAUGUGAAAUACCUGGUUCUAUAUGGUGUUCCUGCUCUCCUCCUUCAAAUGGAUGGACUCAAACCUCCGGCUCUGCCUUGCUGUGUGAGCCUGAUGCACAGUUUCACUAAAAUGUGGAGAAGUUUUGACGUUGGGCUACAUCGCUUUCUGGUCAGGUACAUUUAUGUUCCAAUGGGAGGAUCUCAGUCCAGUCUGCGAGGAAUGCUGUUUUCCACAGCCCUUACUUUUGCCUUUGUAAGCUAUUGGCAUGGAGGACAGAGCUAUCUGUGGUACUGGGGCAUGCUUAAUUGGCUCGGAGUAAUUGUGGAAAAUAGUGUCAAGAGGAUACUUUCUAUGUCACUUAUUCAAGGUUUGCUUGAGCGUUACUUCUCACCAAGGCUUCGUCGUCGACUUCAUGCUGUCCUUGCAUCUGUUAGCACUUCAAUGUUGAUUUUAUCAAAUCUGGUAUUUCUUGGAGGAAAUCACGUUGGAAAAAUCUACUGGAACAGGAUCUUUAUGGAAGGGUGGCCCUGUGCGACGCUGACUGUUCUCGGGUUCCUGUACUGCUAUUCUCACGUUGGGAUUGAGUGGGAGCAAACACGUGCUGGCAAUUUGGAGUGAGGCAGAACGAUGAUUUUUUUUCCAGACAGGUUGAUGGCUUUUCUACACUGGAUAUCCCGUCUGCAGAAGGACGUGCCAGACCAAGUCUUUGGUCAAUGGGUUACAACCAAGCUCGUCUAAUUGAUUCUGAACUGUGAAUGCAGGAAUAGGACCAAAAACACUGAUGGGCUGCAGCUGGGGGAAAUGACGAAGCAUUUUGAAUUAUGUUGUUUUUAUAAAACAGCAUCUCUGUGACUCUGUACAUUGGAAGCAUGCGCCUCAGAAUAGGUAUUUUAUGUAUGUUGAAGAUUGAUUUUGUUCCUUCCAAUGUUCUGCUGACUGGUUUGAGAUAUGGAAGAAAAAAAAAAUCAUACCUUGCAGGAUUCAAACAGCUCAAUCUCUUACAGCCUCUGUCCAGGGGCAGACGGGGCUGUGCCCUGCACUUACACUGCUCCAUGAAGGGCACAAUGCUCAUCAAUUCUUCUUGAUUGCUUUCUGAUAUGUUAGAACAUUUUUGCUAUUCUCACUAACUGAAGUAUUUCAGCCUUCAGGUACUUUUCUACCUGUUAUUAAAGAAAAGCAGAUUUUGCUAUGUCUUCAUUUAAAAUUUUGCCUUUAAAACAGCACCCUCUUUUUUUUUUUUGUAGUUUUAAGAAUGGUUUUAUGUCUUUCUUUAAAAAGAGGGAGUAGGGAGGCAGGUCUUGUCUUAGGGAACAGCUUUUCUUUUUAAUCAAAUAUGGUAUUACAGCUCCUUGGGUUUUAAGUGCUCUCUGCCUUGUGUUGGAGCUAAAGACAUAAUAUUACCUUUAUUACAAGGUGACUCCCACCUUCAACGAAACUGUUCAGUCUGCCUCUUGUGUUUUUCUGUUACGAAAGGAGAUUAGCCAGGUCUGGCUGAAUGGUAAGUCUGUUCAGUCUGCUUCAUUCUCUGCUGUCCAGACAUUCAGCUCUUGCAAUAUUAAAGACAUCCUAGGAAUAGCAUUUUAAGACUUAAAAAAAAAAAAAAAAAACCAACAAAACCCACACCCAAAAAAACCCCACAAACCAAACAGAAUGGUCCAAUAGGGUGGCACCAAACUAGCUACAACUCCACAUCCUUUGCCCACCCACAGCCAGAUCUGUACAGCAGCAUCUUUGAUAAAAGAUUGGGUUGCCCAACCCUGGUGUCUCCCAAGCUGUUAUUUUUCAAACUGAAAAGCAGCCAGAAGAUCUUUAUUCUUCCUAAAGUUAGACUUCCCCCCUGAGGCCUGAUGACAGGCCACCAGUUCUGGUGAGGGCUUCUUCCAAGAGCAGCUUCUUGCACACAUAGCAGAAGGACUCCUGUCAAAACUUAUUGUGUGCCUCCUGGCAGCAGUUUCUGCUUGUUGGGAGGCACAGUUAGCAUCCUACUGUCCAUCGCUCCUGCAGCUUCAGCCAGGUCUGACAUAGCUUAUCUUUUCAACAAGAAAUUCAGUCCCUGAGACGGGCUUCAGCUUAGUGCAUUUCUGCUGUCUCUGCUACUUGGAACUAUGUCAGCUUUCUUUUUUCCCUUCAUUUAUUUGUGAAGAAAUAAGGGCAGAGGCUUCAGAUCUACCCAUCUGGAAACAAAUCCCAUCUCUUGCCAUUUCAAAGCAGAAACUACAGCCCUUCAUAUUUAGGGAAAGACUUUUUGCUGCCAUUAUAAUGCUGUGAUUUCCCCUGGAAGUCAUUUCUAGGAGAUACUGUGGGCUGUUGAAAAUGAGACUUACCUUGAACGCUGCCUGGCCAGAGACACGGCCCUCAAGAGUGACUUAACGAUGAUUGCAGGGAUCCUCACAGCCACAAAGAAGUCUGUUGUUCUCAGCCUCUGAAUUAGCUAAAAGGAUCCAAGAUUGGCUUCCAUUUUGGAGUGGAGCUGAGCCAAAGGCAAGAACUUGCUCAAGCUUAAACUUUGUAAUUGUGUAAUUAGCAUCAGCGUAAAAAGUCGUGAGUCUGCUCUUCAGUCUUAUUGAUUACAUUAUUAUGUGAAACCGGGAGCCACCAAGGGCUUAGAUUCCACUUUGUAUGCAUGCAAAACUUCCAGUUCCAAUAUGGAAGUGACCUUGAAGGUCAUCUAGAGUAUGACUAUCUCUGAACUAAGUUUUUUUCAGUGCUUUGUAUAUCUUUCAUGAUUUUGUAUCCUUUUCUGUUUCUAUAAAUAAAGCUGAAACUCAUGGUUGGCUUGA